AUUCCCCAGAUUUGCGAUUCCCGUAACGCACGUAUGAAGUGCACCGAGCCAUGGAUGUCUGAGCAUUUGAUCGGCAGUAUCGAGGUUUGGGCAAUUCUUUUUUACGAUUAGUGAUUGCCUAUUGCCGGAUUUCUGCAUGGAUUUAUCGCCGUAAUAGAAUUGAUGCUAAGCAUGACGGGGAUAAUGCUGGUCUGUUCUGUACAUAUUCGCUCCGCUCGGUCUGAAAAUUACAAGUAUCCUAUGUUGGAUCGGUAGAUUUUCCUUGCCAGGUAAAUUGAUCGUUUAUUGUGAAGCCUCCCCAUGGUCUACUCGAGUCGGACAGAAGCAGUUACGGAGAGAACCUUGGAGCGUCUUCUGUACUUCUCACGUACUUUAUUUGUUUCUCAUUUCUACAAUAUACCGAAACUUUAAGACUCAUCAAACAUGCCUAUCGAUUCCUGUUACCCUGCAAUAACCAUCCCCAGUGUCGACAUAUGGACAUUUCUGUUCGAGAGACCCGAACGACGAUACCCAGAUGACCAUCCCCUCUUCAUCGAUCUUACAACCUCCACCCGUCACACCUUCACCACUCUCCGCCAUCAAUCCAUCUCUCUCGGUACCGCCCUCCUCCAAAAUUGGUGCUGGAAAAAGGGCGACAUCCUCGCGACGUUCACUCCAAACAGUGCUGACAUCAGUACCGUCGUCCUCGGUACUCUCUGGGCAGGUGGUGUAGUUUGUCCCUUGAACAACCUCUACCCCGUUUCUGAACUCUCGUCACUUCUCAAAUCAUCAAGAGCAAAAGGACUGGUGACCCAUGUGAGCUGUUUGGAUGUAGCUCUCAAGGCGGCGAAGAAGGUGGGGUUAUCAAGGGAGAGGAUUGUGGUAAUUGGGGAGAGGGAUAAGAAGGGGAACGUUGAGCAUUUGGAAGAUUUGAUGGGAUCGGGCAGAGACAUGGAGAGACAGAGGGUGAUGUUGAGUCCGGAAGAAGACUUGGCGUUCCUAGUCUAUUCGUCUGGAACUACGGGUUUACCGAAGGGGGUGAUGCUCACGCAUAGGAAUAUCGUGGCUAAUAUGCUACAAGCAGAGGUUAUGGAUAAGGGAAGCUCGAAUUGGAAGGACGAUUCCAUGAUUUCCUUCUUGCCAAUGUUCCAUAUCUACGGCAUUGCAGCUUUGAUAUUCAUCCCCCUUGUCCGAGGAGUGACCAUGCAUAUCAUGCAGCGCUUCGACUUGGAGCAAUUUCUCUCCUCUACCCAGAGACUCAGAGUCACAAUAGCCUACGUCGUUCCUCCAGUUGUACUUCUCCUCGCCAAGCAUCCGUUGGUAAAUAAGUACGAUCUCAGUUCACUGACUACGAUGCAUUCUGCUGCUGCUCCACUGACGCAGGAUUUGAUCCAUGUGAUCUAUAAAAAACUCAAAGUUCCGAUCAAGCAAAGCUAUGGGAUGUCUGAAGCCUCUCCUGGAAUCUCAACUCAGAGGACAGAGGCAUGGGAUUCCCCUCCCGGCUCGGUAGGAAAACUCUACCCCUCCAUGACUCUCAAAGUCGUAUCUCCCAGUACGCAAGACGAAGUUCACGCAGGCGAAGAAGGCGAACUCUGGAUUCGUGGACCGAAUAUCUUCAAAGGCUACCACAACAACCCCACCGCAACCUCGGAAGCCCUCAACUCAGGCUGGUUCCGUACCGGCGACAUAGGUUACGUCGAUGAAGGUGGUAAUAUCUUCCUUACAGAUCGUUUUAAAGAACUGAUCAAGUACAAUGGAUUUCAAGUUGCUCCUGCCCAGCUUGAGGGCCUGUUGAUGGGACAACCCGCUGUGGAUGAUGUUGCUGUGAUUGGUGUUUAUAGUAAGGAGAGAGCGACAGAGCUGCCCCGAGCGUAUGUUGUACUUGCGAAAGGGUAUGAACGCGAGGAUCAUAGAAGCUUGGCAGAGCAGAUUGGGAAGUGGGUGGAAGAGAGAGUGGCGCCGUACAAGAGGUUGAGGGGUGGUGUGAGGUUCGUGAAUGAGAUUCCGAAGAGCACGGCAGGAAAGGUUUUGAGAAGGGUUCUGGUGGAGCAGGCGAAAGCUGAGGAGAGAACUUCAAGUCCGAAACUGUAGGUAUUUCAUCUUUUGGAUAGAUAACUCACUCCAACUUGACACAUUUGGG
Molecule: messenger RNA, 2119 nt
Organism: Cadophora gregata
Lineage: Eukaryota; Fungi; Ascomycota; Leotiomycetes; Helotiales; Ploettnerulaceae
Exons: 4
Coding region: 424-2070 (548 amino acids)
Biological process (GO): secondary metabolic process
Molecular function (GO): CoA-ligase activity
Source: RefSeq, a predicted model, not a curated record